AUGUCACACAAAACUGGUCAAUCCGACGAGACUUGUCACUUUGGUGGUGGCGCGACUCUGUUUUCCAUUGCUCUCGUUGCUGCAAGUCAACGUAGUACAAACGGGCCCCAAUUGGCUCGGAGGAGCCUCCCUGAGCUAGAGACAGCAGCAUGUGGUGGGAAAGGGUUGUUGUACAGGCAACUUGAUCCACGUCAUAUCAACUACAACAACCACGUGUUGUCUUUAAGAUCUAGGGGCUUCUGUGAUUACGGCAAGACUGUAGAAAAGGUUCAUGUCAAGUCAUUCAAAAAGUCACUAUUCUGA
Messenger RNA from Fusarium pseudograminearum CS3096, 303 nucleotides. RefSeq lists its product as uncharacterized. The transcript has 3 exons. The record is from RefSeq and is a predicted model, not a curated record. Lineage: Eukaryota; Fungi; Ascomycota; Sordariomycetes; Hypocreales; Nectriaceae. The coding region runs from base 1 to 303 and encodes 100 amino acids.